Messenger RNA from Haliotis rubra (blacklip abalone), 966 nucleotides. RefSeq names its product pancreatic lipase-related protein 3-like. The record is from RefSeq and is a predicted model, not a curated record. Bases 1 to 966 code for a protein of 321 amino acids. The transcript has 6 exons. Gene Ontology annotation, molecular function: lipase activity. NCBI's taxonomy places the organism in Eukaryota, Metazoa, Mollusca, Gastropoda, Lepetellida, Haliotidae.
AUGGCGAUGACUACACUGUACGUCCUGCUGGGGAUUGUCGUUCUGGGACAGAAGAAGGACAACUUCAAUGUCAUCACAGUAGACUGGAGGUCAGGUGCUCAUAAAUUCUACCCCAAAUCAGUGGCGAACACCCGACUGGUGGGCGCCAUAAUUGCAAAGACAGUCGAAAUUGCGCGCGACCGGAUGGAAGCCAAGAUGGCGGACGUGCAUCUGAUUGGCCACAGCCUGGGGUCUCACAUCAGCGGCUACGUCGGGUCACGUAUCGAAGGCGUUGGAAGAAUUUCAGGACUGGAUCCUGCUGGACCGCUAUUUGAAGGAACUGAUCCUGCAGUUCGUUUGGACCCGACUGACGCCAUCUACGUUGACAACAUCCACACCGAUGGUCUUCCUCUGUAUGAUGCAGGAUUCGGAACGAUGUCAGCCUGGGGUCACGUGGACUUCUACCCUAAUGGCGGCGGGGACCAACCCGGAUGUCCAGCACCGGUCGAACAUGGGCUACUCGACGUUGUAGAAUUCAAGUUCAAUGUCUUGUCACAUCCGCUAUUACAAACUAUUUUUGUCCAGCAUUUCCCGCAUCAGUGGGCUGCAGUCACUUCCGGUCACAUGAUUACUAUGUUGCCUCCCCUUGCUGACGCCAAAUGCGACUUCACGGCGCAUCCAUGCGCGUCAUACAAGGACUUCACGGACGGCUCGUGCAGCUCGUGUGGUUCGGGCACCUGCCCACAGAUGGGUUAUUUCUCCGACAGGGCCAACAGACAGGGCAAGUUCUACCUCACGACAGAGAACACAUACCCGUUUUGUCAUCUGAAUUUCUUUCACAAUGUGACCUUCAAAGAACAAAAGGAAAUGCUCGACAGGGAAGAUGCGUUCAAGAGCCCGACAGGGACAGGGCGGUUGUACAUCAUGACUGGGAAGUUAUACAUGAAGAGAGAUACUGAAGCCAAAAUCCCGAGUUCAAAUCCCUAG